AUGAGUCCGAUCAGAACCGUCCUGAUAAAUGGUGUCGUUGCUUUUGCGGCAAUUUUUACCCUUGUAUUGUAUAGCACGAUUCAGGGAAGGAUUAUGAUACACCAUGGAGAGGACAUUGGCUAUUUAUUUAUAUAUCUGAUCGCCUGGAACAAGAUCGGUACUAUUGCUUUGAUUUUGUUGGCAAUCCUUUUGUCCAAAAUGCUUACCGUUGGCGCGUACAAUGAUGAGCGCUAUUCCAAAGCUUCCAUUGAAGAUGUGAUUCCCCUCUAUCAGGCCGAAAAUCUUUCCUCUUACUCGAUGCCAUCUGGGGCGCCGCAGUUUCCUUUCUCGAGCUUGAAAAUUGCAACUUUGUUAGCAAAAAAAAGCCCCUUUUCUUGUCUUUUGAUUUCUCUGUCAAACGUCGCCGCAACAGCCUGCCAAUACCAGUCACUGAUCUACAUUCCUCUGUCGCUGCAGUCUGUUGGAAAAUGCACAAAAAUUCUUCCCACGCUUCUUCUUCGGGCAGCGAUGACGGGGUCUCUUCCCUCUCUUCUCGAUUCAGUGAUAUGUUUACUUGUAGUAUUUGGGGUAUUGCUAUUAUUUCUCUUUCCCUCCAAUACACUUGCGUACGAGUCAAUAGGCGGGCUUUUCAUCUUCUUUCAUUCUGUUUUGGAUAGCAUGACCAUGAUCAUCCAGGAAAAAAUGCUUAUUUCUAGAAUUGAUCCGAACUUUCGGACGUUGCAGGGGAGCUUUGGCGUACUUCUCGUCCAGUCCGGAUCGGGCUUGAUGCUUUCUGCAGCGAUCAUCUUAGUUUCGUCCUUGUACGAUCCAGCGGACGCGCUCAAGUUUUUUUCAAUCCCCUGGAUUUUAUUGUUUGGCCUUUGCAUCUCCUCUGCGUGCUCACAGUUGCUGAUUUUGAUUAGCAUCCAAAGGUUAACCUCAAUUGGACACGUCCUUGUCAUGACUUGUCGCCAUUUUUUUGUAAUCGUUGCCUCAGAGGUACUUUUGCAUCAAAGCUCGCUUUUUUUCGUGCAGUGGGUUGGCGUCAUCAUCGUUAUUGGCGCUCUUUUUUCAAAGGCAAUUGUUUCGCAGGUUGGAAAAUCGUGUCCCUUUGAACGUCGGACUUGA
This is a messenger RNA of Mitosporidium daphniae, 1107 nucleotides long. RefSeq lists its product as uncharacterized. Bases 1 to 1107 code for a protein of 368 amino acids. Gene Ontology annotation, biological process: transmembrane transport. The record is from RefSeq and is a predicted model, not a curated record. The transcript has a single exon. Gene Ontology annotation, cellular component: endoplasmic reticulum membrane; Golgi membrane. Lineage: Eukaryota; Fungi; Microsporidia. Gene Ontology annotation, molecular function: 3'-phosphoadenosine 5'-phosphosulfate transmembrane transporter activity.